Molecule: messenger RNA, 1119 nt
Organism: Oikopleura dioica
Lineage: Eukaryota; Metazoa; Chordata; Appendicularia; Copelata; Oikopleuridae
Source: the annotation of a GenBank genome assembly
AUGACUGUAACAGCGACCUUGAAGUCAGUCGAUCUGCCUGCUAUUGAAAAGCGAAUUCCAGAGCUGGCGGAAAUGAUGGACUUUAUUGGAACAAUCGGCAGUGGAACCUUCGCUACCGUCUAUCUCUGUAAAUUCAAGGAAAAAAGCAAAUCCCCGGAAAACCUCUUGGCGGUAAAAGUGAUGCUCCCAAUUGUCAACCCAAAACGAAUCGAAACUGAAACGGGCAUCAUGUACAAAGCUGAUGGGAAGCAUAGCGUGAUGCCAUUGCUCUAUGACAUGGGAGAUCCAAAAACAGGAACUUCUGCGCUGGUGAUGCCGUAUUUUGAGCAUACCGACUUUUCGCAUUAUUUCGACAAGCUGACUCUGUUCGAGAUAAAGUGCUACAUCUACGGCCUCUUAGACGCGCUAGCUCACCUCAAUCGCCUUGGAAUCGUCCACCGAGAUGUCAAGCCGGCUAACUAUCUUUUCCAGCAAUCGACUCUUAGAGGCCAACUAGCUGAUUUUGGCCUUUCUGAAUUUGUCAACAAGAAAGAAGUCCUCAGUGAAACGAAGAUGAAUUUUGAUGACAAAUGCUACGAACACGACUGUUUAAAUCAAAAGGAUAGUAUUUGCAACUUUUGCAUCGGGAAACCGACCCAACGAGUGAGCAGAUCUGGCAGUCCUGGUUUCCGAGCACCCGAGAUUCUCAUCAAAUCGCAUCGACAAGAUGGAAUGAUCGACGUCUGGGCAGCGGGGGUUUGCUUGCUUUCUACUCUUGCGCGUCGCUAUCCCUUUUUUCCGCGAGCGGAUGAUCUCGAUGCGCUCAUUCAAAUUGGAGCUGUCGUCGGCAGUGAAAAUUUGAAGAAAGCUUGCAAAGCGCUGAAGAAAAAGGGAGUGUUUAACUUUCAACGACUACCAGUAAAGUCCCAGUUAAAAGAUAUUGUAAAAGCACUCAGAAUCAAUUCUUGGGAGAUGAAAAAGGACGAAAACGGCGAGGCCACUUUCGACAAACAGCUCCCUGACGAUACCGACAAUGUUGACUAUGAAAAAGCCGUCGACCUUCUUAGCAAUCUGCUGGAAGCAAAUCCGCUAAAGAGAUUCUCCGCGGAAAAAGCGCUCCAGCACGAGUUUUUCAAGUAA